Striga hermonthica is the source of this 261-nucleotide messenger RNA. The record is from the annotation of a GenBank genome assembly. Lineage: Eukaryota; Viridiplantae; Streptophyta; Magnoliopsida; Lamiales; Orobanchaceae.
AUGGCUGGCGAUCGGUUGUACCUAUUCACACACGAGGCGAAUCUCCCAGUGGAUUAUAUGUUUUUCCGAAAGUUAAGUCGGCAGAUCACAGCCCCGGGACAGACUGGAAUUGUGUCAGAAUUUAUACUCUUCUUUGAUUGUCCAGAGGAGGAAAUGGAGAGGCAUCUGUUGAGUAGGAACCAUAUAAAUGCUGCAAACCCAGUUGAAGAAGUGUUUGAGGCUGUACAAGCAGUGUUUGGGCGAGUUAUACAAUUUAAAUAA